Messenger RNA from Cladophialophora yegresii CBS 114405, 861 nucleotides. RefSeq lists its product as uncharacterized. The coding region runs from base 1 to 861 and encodes 286 amino acids. The record is from RefSeq and is a predicted model, not a curated record. The transcript has 2 exons. NCBI's taxonomy places the organism in Eukaryota, Fungi, Ascomycota, Eurotiomycetes, Chaetothyriales, Herpotrichiellaceae.
AUGUCCCCGACCCCAGCCCCAGUCAUCCUCAUCAUCCCCGGCUCCUUCUCCACCGCGCAAAUGUACUACCCCCUCCAAGCCGCCAUGACGGCCCUCCUCCCCACGCAAGAAAUCUACGUGGCCAACCUGCCCAGCGCGAUCCGCAACCCGCCCGAACAGCCGGCCACGCUGCAAGACGACGCGACUUUUUUCCGCGGGUUGAUCGAGAAGUUAGCCGGAGCCGAAGCCGAGCAGGCCGAAUCCAACCAGGCGGGGUCCAAGGCGGAAUCCAAGGACGGAUCCAGGGACAUCAUCGUCGUCGCGCACUCGUACGGCGGCGUCGUCGCGACAGAGGCCCUGCGCGGCGUAUCGAAGCAGGAACGCCUCAAGGCAGGGAAAAGCGGAGGUGCUAUCCGGGUAGUGUACCUCGCCGCGCACGUCCCGAAGAUGGGGUCCAGUCUGGAAGAUACGGUCGGCCCGCCCCCGGAGGGGAUGGUGGGUGUCGGGGAGGACAACUUCCUCCGGUUCCUCGACGUCGAGACCAUCGCCAACGCGACGUUUGCUGACCCGGACUAUCCGUUCGAGCUUGCGCUAGCGUUUGUGCGUUCCAUGGGCAGACACUCCAACGCCAGUUUUCAGGGUAAAGUGACGUAUGAAGGGUGGAGGGACGUGAAUGUGUCGUGGAUCCUGUGCGAAAGGGAUCUCAUCAUCCCGCCGUCCGUGCAGAGGGGGUAUGUUGAUCGGAUUGCCGAGCAGAGUGGGCGGGAGGUCGAUCUGCAUGUUUUGGACGCGGGGCAUGCUCCGAAUGUGACGGCGGUGGAGGCGCUAGCGGAGGUGCUUGUUAAGAUUGUGCAGAAGGAGGUGGCAGAUCAGACGAGAUGA